Messenger RNA from Penaeus vannamei (Pacific white shrimp), 618 nucleotides. The record is from RefSeq and is a predicted model, not a curated record. NCBI's taxonomy places the organism in Eukaryota, Metazoa, Arthropoda, Malacostraca, Decapoda, Penaeidae.
AUGAAGUAUAGGCAGAGUCAUCUAGGGUUCAGUCAGAGGAAUAAGAGAGCCCCAGUAGGACACAAAAGGUUUUGUUUCGGUAUGAAGACAUUUCUAUAUGAGCCUUUUUCCUUAAAAUGCACAUGUGGAUGUACUUGUGGACCUUCGCCACUUGAAGAUUACAAGUACACCUUGAAUAAAAAGGUUCUUAUUUUAUAUGAAUAUGUGUACUUCCACGAGAGAUGCGAUGUCCAGUUUGAGUUGAGAGCACACGGACUCGAGAUAUUAGUGCAGGGGCACUGCAUGACUGGUGAGCCCCGGGGAGGUCGUAUAGGUAGUGAUGCCACGAUGGUUGUCCUUCUGAGGAGCUUAUCAAACCUGGUGUGGCGAGAUACUGACACUCAAAUGCUUGAUGGGGGAGGCGUCGCCUGGAACCUCAACUGCAGGCAAGCACGGAAGGUUCACAACUGCACCCUCUGUUCAUACAGAACACCAAGUCGUUCCGAUAUCGAUAAACAUAUCCGGACCCACACCGGGGAAAAGCCCUUCUCUUGUCCCCAUUGUUUGUAUCAGACUGCCAACAAGUCCAAUCUUAAGAGGCACAUGCGCACUCAUACGGCAGAAAAUAUACACCUUUGA